Messenger RNA from Linum trigynum, 2657 nucleotides. The record is from the annotation of a GenBank genome assembly. NCBI's taxonomy places the organism in Eukaryota, Viridiplantae, Streptophyta, Magnoliopsida, Malpighiales, Linaceae.
CCGAAGAACGUAAUGUUAAUUUAAUGCAACUGUUAAGACCGUAGUAUACCCAUAGAAUAUUGAGCUAAUUUCCACUAGGAAUCCCAAACUAUUCAAAAAGUGUCAUUUGUGGCCUAAACUAUUCAAUAUGACAAACCGACGUUGACCGUUAGUAGAUCAUAUAAAUGUAGUCAACUUCUAUCUGGUUUGGGCCAGAUUUGUCAUAUUGAAUAGUUUAGGCCACAAAUGUCACAAAAUACAUAUAGUUUGGGCCAGAUUUGUCAGAUUGAAUAGUUUAGGCCACAAAUGACACUUUUUGAAUAGUUUGGGCUUCCUAGUGGAAUUAGCUCUAGAAUAUUUUACUAACUACCGAGUUUUGCUAGCCCUCAUUGGUAUACCAUUACCUAAAACAUGAAGUGUUAUGAUUGAGUACUUGCUUUAUCUUAUAUUCAUGGAUGAUGAAUGAUUGAUUUUUAAUCUGAGGCGCCCUAAUUAAAACCACAAUAUAAGAUAACUAAGUCAACAUAAGACUACUAGCUAGAAGUAGGAUUCAUAGUACUAGGAUUCCUAAUCAAAUUAAGAAAAACUCAUUUUAGGAUAUACCUUAUCCAAUAUGAUCAAGAUUUUGAGCAAGAAAUCCUAUAGGCUAUGAUUCAUUUCAUACUUUUAUCAAGGGGAAAAGACUUUAUUUUACGUGUAAUCACCUGAAAGCAGCUUGUAGGAUGUAGAGAAAACAUUUUCCACCAAAACAAUAAAAAAAUUAUACAUGAUAUAAGAUCUAAAAUCAAUACUUGUGUCUGAUCAAACAAUUUGAGUUAUUAAGAAAACAUAUAUAAGAAAAUAAUAUAAAACACGUUACACCGAUCUCUUCAUAAUUCCAAUUAUUGCAUGUACAUCAUUUCCACUUCUUAAAAAAAAUUCAUUUAAAUCUAUUAUUAAGAAACAGAAGUCACUAUUAGGUGGAAAUUUGUCGUUUGACACUCUUACCCACAUGCAUGAGCAUGACUACUCCUUAUUUGGAACUUAAUUAAUCUAUCUUCUGUCAAAUAAUAGAAAGAAAUUAAACUACUUCAUCUCUUUUGUUAAAUACAGCCACCUUUUCGUUCCUAUAAAGAGCCACAGGCAGGAAAAAGCUCCUGUGUCAAUUUCCACUGCUCUGCUCGUUGAUCAUAUAUACUUUGUACGUCGGCGGCGGAACGAUGACGGUGGAUGAAAUCCGCAAGUUGCGACGGCCGGAGGGCCCUGCCACCGUACUCGCCAUCGGCACCGCCACUCCUCCCAACUGCUACCACCAAAGCUCUUUCCCAGACUUCUACUUCCGCGCCACCAACACCGACCACCUGACGGAUCUCAAAGCCAAAUUCCAGCGCAUCUGUGAAAAGUCCAAAAUCAGGAAGCGUUACCUGCACGUAACCGAACAGCUUCUCCAGAAAAACCCUAACAUGGGCUCUUACUCCGCACCGUCACUGGACGCCCGCCAAGAAAUGAUGACCGUGGAGGUCCCGAAACUGGGCAAAGAAGCGGCCACCAGGGCCAUCAAGGAAUGGGCCCAGCCCAAGUCCAAACUCACCCACCUCAUCUUCUCCACCAGCACCGGCGGCCACAUGCCAGGGGCCGACUACCAGCUCGCCAAACUCAUGGGCCUUAGCCCAUCCAUCAACCGGCUCAUGAUCUACCAACAGGGCUGCUUCGGCGGCGGCACCGGCCUCCGCCUCGCAAAAGACCUCGCCGAGAACAACAGAGGCGCCAGAGUCCUCGUCGUUUGGUCGGAGAUCACCACCAUAGGCUUCCGCGGUCCGCCGCCUGAUUCCGACUCGGACAUUUCGAUCUUGGUCGGCCACGCUCUGUUCGCCGACGGCGCGGCGGCGGUAGUUGUCGGCUCCGAUCCGGUUCCCCGAGUCGAGAAAGGGUUGUUCGAACUCGUCCAUACGACUCAGACUACGAUCCCCGAUUCGGAAGGAGCAAUCGAAGGGUUUACUCGCGAAGCCGGUCUGGUGUAUCACUUGUCGAAGAGGCUGCCGGAGCUGAUUUCAGAGAACAUUGAGAAGUGCCUCGUUGAGGCGUUCCGGCCACUGGGGAUUUCGGAUUGGAACUCGAUUUUUUGGGCUGUACAUCCCGGCGGGCCCAAAAUUCUGGAUAGGGUCGAGGCUCGGUUGGGCCUUGAGCCCGAAAAGCUGCGGCCCACGAGGCAUGUGUUGGCCGAAUACGGUAACAUGUGGAGCGGGAGCGUGGUGUUUGUGCUGGAUGAGAUUCGGAGAAGGUCCGUGAAGGAUGGGCCCAGGACGGUCGGAGAAGGGCUGGAUUGCGGGGUGCUUCUUGGGUUUGGGCCUGGGCUUACUGUGGAGACUGUAGUUCUACGUGCCCUGAUUUAGGCUGGAGUCGUUUGACUUUUUCAUGCUUCAUUUUAAGGUUGAUGUGCUUGCCUGAGCUGGGAAAGUGUUUGUGUUCAUUUGUUAAAAGGUUCAGUCUCUUUGUACUUAAGAAUUAAAUAUUUGCACGAUCGAGAAAAGCAUAAUUGAAAGGAGUCAUUGAACAGUUAGAAACUGUCUGUCAUGCAGCUUGUGAAUCCAGGUCAACCUUCACAUGGAGUCCAAAAUAAGAGCAGCCAUAGAAGACGAUCCUCCAUCCAAAACACCAGACAUCAGCAUCGUUGACAUCAUUAAAUUGUUGCAAAGUCC